AUGGAGACCGUCGUUCAAUAUUUACUCUUAGCCCUAGCUCUGACUUUACUGCAAACAUCGUGCACCGAGAGCCGGCUAAAUGAAAAACGCAGAGAUAAAAAUGAAAGGAGGUACCACGCUGCACAAGUCAAAGACAACAUUUGUGAUAUAACUGAUAGAGAGUCGAAAGUACACUGCUACUGUGAAAAUACCGAUGUGAAAACAGCUACCAGGGCUGAUUGUUGGGUAUUCAAUGGAGGUAUAGAUGAAAACGAUCCCAUUUGGUCUAGCUUCCACUCACAGCCCUACAUAGAAAGGCUCACAUUCAACGUCAGAUCAAACGGAGCCCUCAAAUUUAUACCGCUGCAAGUAAUCCACAAACUAAAGAGAUUGCAGAAACUUUACAUCCACUACGCGACAUUAACAAAGAUCGAGAAACGGACGUUUUCAAACAUGACAAUGUUGAAAGAAAUAACGCUAAUGAACAACAAGAUAACAGAAUUGGACUUUUCCUCGUUCACAAAUCUCCCUGCGCUCGUAAACUUGACGAUAAAAGAGAAUAAAGUAACCGAGAUACAGCGGGAUGUGUUUGUAGAUCUGCCAACUCUGAAAUACCUCGAUUUGUCGUUUAACAAUAUUAAUUUGGCGCAUGACGGCUGUUUUGAACAUCUAACUGUCCUCAGCGAUUUGAUUUUAGAAGCAAACUCGAUUACAGUACUCACAAGAGAUACUUUCAGGGGUUUGGCUAAUUUGACGAGAUUGGAUCUACGGUCUAACAAGUUGUCAAUGAUAGGAGAUUUGACAUUUACCGAAUUGUGGAAUUUGAAUGAGCUCCUUUUGGACAAUAAUGAGUUAAAAUUUCUGUCUGAAAGGGCGUUCGAUGGAUUGGUUUUACUACAAAAGUUGUCAAUGACUGGAAACAAAUUGAAGUCUGUAAAUGAAGGGCUCUUAGAAGGUGUGAGAGGUCUUGAGUUAUUAGAUUUGAGGAACAAUGAGAUUGAAGUAUUCACAUUUGAAAAUAUCAAACCUAUACUCGAAAACCUGAAAGUAAAAACAUCAGUGCUGUAUUUGAGUGGUAACAACCUCAGCUGCGAUUGCCGAAUCUCCUGGAUUCAAAUCCUCAGAAAUGAAACAAAAAGUGAACCUCUGAAAGCUGCAUUAGACGACGUCACGUGCAUGCUUCAAAAUUCCGAGAAAAUCGAAACAACUAAUCAACUGAACGAGGUUGCCGAUACUAAAGACUCAGAUCCUGACAGUCUUCUAGUUUCAAACAUCGACGUUUUACAACAAGAUGGCUUUGAAGAGGAUUAUGAUGAAAACAAUAAGAGUUUCAAAUCCGAACCAACAGUACAACCUGUCAUAGCAAACGAAGUAUUUGUAGUCAAUGUACCGCCUGAAUCUUUAGUUUGUACAAGAGACUCACAAAAUAGGGAAGAUUCGUUGAUGCUAUCAUCUGGUUACUGGCAACCCAGUUCUAGUUUCAAAAUCUUGUCAAAUCUAGCUUUAGUUUUUACAUUAGUUGUCGUCAGCGUAUUCCAUUAG
Messenger RNA from Amyelois transitella, 1521 nucleotides. Its product is annotated as connectin. The transcript is spliced from 2 exons. The coding region runs from base 1 to 1521 and encodes 506 amino acids. Gene Ontology annotation, molecular function: protein binding. The record is from RefSeq and is a predicted model, not a curated record. NCBI's taxonomy places the organism in Eukaryota, Metazoa, Arthropoda, Insecta, Lepidoptera, Pyralidae.